AUGAAACAAAUCGUUGAACAAGGACCAACUAACACGUCUGAUUUUUCUCCGUGCAACGGUCAUGAAGAUGAUUCAAUCAAAACUCGAAAAGAUUCGGAGAACGACGAUAUCACAACAAAUUCUUCGUCAGCAACAGCAGCAAAUGAUCUGAUUCUUCUACCUGAUUCUUCAUUUAAUGUUCGUAUUCAAUCAUCUGGCUUAGAAACCUUCGAAUUACCAGUAACGUCCAGUGAACUUGUCCAAGAAAUUCAUCAAGUACUGAUGGAUAAAGAAGAAACAUGCCAUCGAACAUGUUUCUCCUUACAACUUGAUGGCAAUAUUCUCGAUAAUUUUACAGAAUUGAAAAACAUCGAAAAUUUAAAAGAAGGAAGUGUAUUGAAAGUCAUCGAAGAACAAUAUACGGUACGUGAAGUACGAAUUCAUAUCAAACAUAUCAAUGAAUUAAUACAUUCGUGUGACCCGAUUGACGCAUAUGCGGGUACAAAUGGAUAUUCAUUGUGUGUUGUUAAUGAUAUGACCAAUGCAGAUAUUCUAUCGCCUAAUGACCGUAAAAAAGGUACAGAAACAAAUGGAACUGAUUUCAAUGUACCGGAAUAUCUACUACCCAACCAGAAGGAUGUUCUUUUAACGCCAUUAUUUACAACUAAUAAUAAAAUACGACCAUUACAAUGUCUGAAAGUUUUAUCAUACAGCGGUUGGAAUCCACCAAAUGGUUCAAGAAAAUUACAUGGCGAUCUAAUGUACUUACAAGUAACAACAUGCGAAGAGAAAUCGUUUCAUAUAACGGCAUGUACGAAAGGUUUCUAUGUUAGUCAAACGACGGAUGAGAAAUUCGUUCCUAAACCGGUGCAACCUAAAGCUAUUUUUCAUUCACUUGUCGACUUGCUGAAUAAUAUUAGUCCAAUAUUCAAGAAAACAUUUUCUACAAUACAACGUAAACGUUGUACGAAACAUCCAUUUGAGCGAAUACAAAUUCCAAGUCAAAUUCAUCCAUGGUUAUCACCACGGUUCGAACAUUCGAUCGAUUUCUUUCGAGCUGAAGACGCUAAUAUCAAUAAACUUGGACAUGAAGAUCAUAUACCUGGCCAAGUACGGGAUUGGAACGAAGAAUUACAAAUCACUAAAGAACUAUCAAAGAAAUCUUUACCUGAAAGACUAAUUCGGGAACGUGCUAUGUUCAAAGUCCAUAGUGAUUUUGUUUCAGCUGCUAUUCGAGGUUGUCAAGCAGUAGUCGAUGGAAAUAUAAUGGCUAUCAAUCCAGGCGAAGAAUCAAAUCUGGGUUUUGAUGUCAAAGAGCAUUACAAAGAUUUUGGUGGCGAUGCUGCUGCCCAUGCUGCACCAACAAAUGAUUUACAAGGCGUUCGGGCUAUUAAUACUAUUGACAUAGAUGGAUUACAUACAUUAGGCACUGUCGUAGUCGAUUAUCGUGGAAUGCGUGUAACUGCUCAAACAAUCGUACCUGGUAAAUCACUACUUUUCAUUGGAAAUGAAUCAAUUGAGGAUGUAAUAGGUAUAUUGGAAAAGGAACAAGAACAAAGUGUAGUCUAUGGUUCGACUGAUUUCGGUAAAACUUGUGCGACAAAUGAUAAAUAUAAAGAAUUGUUGGAGAAAGUAGCUGCUAUGCUCAAAAUCAAACCACAUUCGAUUAAAACAGAAAAAGGUGACGUUGUGGAAUUACUAACAGCCAUUGAAUGUAAAGGUAUUAUUGGCAAUGACGGACGACAUUAUCUUUUGGAUUUAUUACGUAUGAUGCCACCAGAUUUGAAUUAUUUACCAGUUGACGUUGAACAUAUUUCACCGUUGAUGAAACAACUUAAUUAUCCUCAAACUUACAAACAUCGAUUAUGUUGUCUACGACAGGAAUUAAUUGAUGCAUUUAUUGAACAAAAAUACGUUGAUUUCUACCGUUCGAUUGCCCUUAAUUUGUCCAAAUUGCGCUCAACCGAAACUGUUACCAACGAUUCUGCUGAGCAAACCAACGUCGAAGAAGCCAAACGUAUUGUCAAUGAAAUCACUGUUGAAGAUAACAGCCGAGAAAUCAUUCAAUCGGCGUGUCGUUCCGUCGGAUCCACCAAAGACAAUGAAUUUGAUGUUCGUUUCAAUCCUGAUCUCUUUCAACCUCAUGUAACACUUCAACAAGCGCCAGCCGAAACAGCAGCUGACAUCAAGUUAUUGAAAGAAGCGUCCGAAUAUUUGGUAUUGAAACAAAUUCCAUUGAUGGUGCAAGACUUUCAAGAUCAUACAGCUGUACCAGUCGAUGGACAAAGUCUUUCAGAAGCUAUGCAUUCAAGGGGAAUUAACAUUCGUUAUCUUGGUCGACUUGCCCAACUUCUUUCUCAACAAUCAUCUCUCAUCUAUCUCUAUGAAAUUGCCGUCACGGAAAUACUUUCUCGUAGUGCUAAGCAUCUGUUCCGUAAUUAUAUACAAUCCGUUCCUAUUCAUUUACUAUCGUUUUCGAUCAGUCAUUUUCUCAAUUGUUUCCUAACGAUCAUAUCUUCGCCUUCAGCUGAUUGUUUAUCCGAUGACUUAUCACCCGCUACACCAUCCAACUCAACUCACAAUGGAACAGCAAAUGCGAACUCGCCAUUAACGACCGUUUCAUCGCAAAAAUCGAAUGGCAAAAAGAAAAACAAAAAACAGCAGCAAAAGAAACAAAACCCACUGAUGAGAAAUGAAUCCCUUGACUUUCUCUCUACAACAUCGAAAACGCUCUGGACACAACUUUCUACCGAAACCAAAGCACGAUUUAAUUUCGACUUAAACUGUGAUGAUAUUGAAAGUUUUCUGGAAAAAUUCAACGUUCGUCGUACUUGUAUUUUACGUUCAUUUUGUAUGAAAACUGGUUUACAAUUAUCAAUGCGUGAAUAUCAGUUCGAAGCCACGAAUAAAUCAACACGUGCCACUCAUGAAUGCUUCAAUGAAGAUGAUAUUCUAAACAUUUAUCCAAUAGUUAAACAAAUACCUCCAAAACCCAGUGAUGCUUAUCAAUUCUUCACAACUGGUCAACAAAAAAUUCAACAAGGUUUACUUCGCGAAGGUUUCGAAUUGAUUUCCGAAGCGCAUAAUCUCUUAAAUAAUGUCUACGGUCCAAUGCAUCCCGAGAUUAGCAUGUGUUUAAGAUUAUUAGCACGAUUAAAUUACAUUAUGGGUGAUUACAAUGAAGCACUUCAUACUCAACAUAAAGCUGUGAUGAUGUCGGAACGUGUAUUAGGUAUUGAUCAUCCUCAAACAGCGACGGAAUAUAUUCAUAUGGCACUCUAUUCGUUUGCAAAUGGACAUGCAACGAACGCAGCUAAACUAUUGUGUCGUGCACGAUAUAUUAUUUUAGCUUGUUGCGGAGAAACUCAUCCACAAAUUAGUUUAAUUGAUAGCAAUCUUGGUUUAAUUCUACAAUCCUAUGGUGACUAUGAAAAUGCAUUGAAAUAUAUGGAGAAAUCAUUAGAAUUGAAUAAGAAAUUCUAUGGAUCAAAAAGUCUCAAAGUUGCUCUUUCUCAUCAUCUUUGUGCUCGCAUUCAAUCUUGUCGCGGAGACUUCCGAUCGGCAUUGACCAGUGAACGCGAAGCAUAUCAAAUCUACCGACAACAACUUGGCGAUGAACACGAACGAACUCGUGAAAGUGCUCAAGUACUGAAACAUCUUACAGAACAAGCUGUUGUCUUGCAAAAACGAAUGAAUGAUGUUGUUAAAGGUCAACUGCUGAUGAUCCCAAGUAUAACUAUUCAACAGCCCACUUUUCAGAAUGUGUUAGAAAUGUUAAAUGUCGUCAAUGGAAUAUUAUUUAUUCAAAUUCGUGAGAAAGAUCUGGAUUUAAUCCGAGAAGAACUAAAUAAGCAAGCUAGCGACGAACAGCAACCGACGACACCUCUCGUCAAAUCAAUAACUGAAGCAGCGGAGCAAGCCGCAGCAUUGAUGACUAACGAACAAACAAAGAAGAAUAUAAGAGAAAAAAACCAUUCCAUCGAAAGAAUGGCUCUAAGCAAAACAUUUGCAAUUGUCUGGCUUGAUGCUCAUAUUGCUGCCGUUGGUGAAUACCGGCAAUUAAAAUCGACUUUUCAAGUUGAACUAGCUCCUGUGGUUGCAGCAGCUCCUAUGGAUCCGAUCGACCAACUGAUCUGCUGUAUACGAGAAACAUGUGCACCAAUUACAUUUGCACCAACGGUCGAAGAAACAUUGUCAGUUAUAGAAGAGCUCGUAGGAAACAAUAAACUUGUGGUUCUAAUUACUUCUGGGUCAUUGGGAAGCGUUAUUUUACCAGAAAUCCAACGUCGUUCGCUAACUUUACAUUCGUACUAUAUUUUCUGCGCAAAUAUCAAUAACCAUGCCGAAUGGGUACUAGAAUAUCUGGAUCAAGGUCUAGAGAUACAAAUGUUUGACUUCGAAAUUACUCUUCUAACACGUUUGGCAAGGGAUUUAAGCAAUGAAUUGAUUAAGCAAGGUAGAGAGUUGCUGAACACGGAUCCAGUAUCUGCUUUGAAUUACUUUCAAUGUGCGCGUUCCUUGGCAGAAAAAGCUGUAGCGCGGGAUAUGCCGGCAAAUGCGACAGAUCUGCAUCGACCGUCGACUAAACAUCGAGAAAUCUUGGAUGGUGAGAACGGUCUAAUUGCGCAAGCCGAAAGAGCUUGCAAUCGUAACAAUGUUUGA
Adineta ricciae is the source of this 4641-nucleotide messenger RNA. The record is from the annotation of a GenBank genome assembly. Lineage: Eukaryota; Metazoa; Rotifera; Eurotatoria; Adinetida; Adinetidae.